AUGUCCCGUCCCUUUCCGCAGAUCUCCCAAAAAACCGCUCACCUCUUCUGUUCUUCUUUUCACCUCGCUGAGGACGCGUAUCCCAAAGACGGCAAGUACCUCACUGGCAUCGCCACCGUGUCCUGUGCACUGGUGGAGCUCCCCGAGCGGAAUCUGCCCAAGUCUGGCAGCAUCCACGCCGUGGGCUCCGUGAAGAGGAAGCGAAGUCCAACGUCAACACAAGAGACCCCAACCAGGUCACCCCGCGCUGGUGGUCCGGGUUGUGACCGAAAACCUCGGUUGCAGGCUUGGGCCUUUUCACGGAUGCUAAGCAAAGAGGAGUUGAUGGCCUUGCAUUUGGGCACCAGGACCCGUUAUCAUCGAGACUAUCAAAUUCCUGUGCAGAGCACCGAGAUCGUCAAUCCCGGCGUCGAAGUCGUGGUGUCAGGGUUCAUGCAGUGUGAGUUCCCCGGGUGCAGUGCCUCGGUGACCUUGACCGGUUUGCCGACCAACGGCGACGCGCGGUGCUUCUUCACCUACGGCGUGGCCAUUACCGACUUCAGUGGCCCCGAGGAGGUCGUCGAAUACAUCAGGAUCGAUGAGCAUACAGUGGUGGAGCGAUGUUGGCCUCAAGCCGAUGGCAAUCCAGACACCUUGCCACUUGGUGAAGUCAAUAGACACCUUGCCCGAUGGCAGUGUCUCCGUGUCUCCUUCGUUUGA
Messenger RNA from Durusdinium trenchii, 699 nucleotides. The record is from the annotation of a GenBank genome assembly. NCBI's taxonomy places the organism in Eukaryota, Dinophyceae, Suessiales, Symbiodiniaceae.